Messenger RNA from Siniperca chuatsi (mandarin fish), 7174 nucleotides. RefSeq names its product myocyte enhancer factor 2d (gene mef2d). Gene Ontology annotation, molecular function: histone deacetylase binding; protein dimerization activity; RNA polymerase II cis-regulatory region sequence-specific DNA binding. Lineage: Eukaryota; Metazoa; Chordata; Actinopteri; Centrarchiformes; Sinipercidae. Gene Ontology annotation, biological process: positive regulation of transcription by RNA polymerase II; cell differentiation. The record is from RefSeq and is a predicted model, not a curated record. The transcript has 15 exons. Bases 565 to 2415 code for a protein of 616 amino acids.
AUUGGUAUCGCACCGCGGUCGGCGGAGAGUUACUGUUUGUCUUCGUUAAAACCUUCCGUCCGUUUUGAAUGCAACAAAGUGUGACGCUUGAAUCUCCCGUCUCAUCAAACAGAUGUGGAUACACUGCUCGGCUUCCUGCUGAAUUGCAAACACAGGCAGUCAGCUGCCGCGCUCUUCAGGCAGUGCAGAGAGCGUCAGUGUCCGUCAGAGGCACGAUGAAGCGACUGGGAGCUGCCCAGUUAAGGUGAAGGGGAGGGCAGAGGACCCCAGUUCAGCCUGAGUGUGGAUGACCUGUCCCCGGAAAUAGGACCAUGAUCUGAAGAGGGCGCCACGCACCGAACCCCGUUCUUCCUCUCCUCCUUCUCCCUAUCUUUUUUCUUUUUUUUUUUUAUAUUUACGGGGUGACAGCCUCCCUGCCCGGCUGCUUCCAACAGUGUCAGCGUGCACGGAGAGGACAAACUGAAAGAGACUAGACAUUUUAAGGAGGAAGAAAUACAACGACAUCCAUUCUUGACCUCUGACCUUGCCACGCCCUCUUGCCCCUCCCACCGCAACAUCGGAAACAUGGGGAGGAAAAAGAUUCAGAUUCAGAGGAUCACUGACGAACGCAACAGACAGGUGACGUUCACCAAGCGGAAGUUUGGUCUGAUGAAGAAGGCAUACGAGCUGAGUGUCCUGUGUGACUGCGAGAUCGCCCUCAUCAUCUUCAACCACUCCAACAAGCUGUUUCAGUACGCCAGCACUGACAUGGACAAGGUCCUGCUCAAGUACACCGAGUACAACGAGCCGCACGAGAGCCGGACCAAUGCUGACAUCAUUGAGGCUCUGAACAAGAAAGAGCACCGGGACUCUGAGAGCCCAGACCCCGAGGAGCCCUUCUCCCUCACCCCCCGCACUGAGGAGAAAUACAAAAAAAUUGACGAGGAGUUUGAUAAAAUGAUGCAGAACUAUAGGCUGUCAUCUACAGUCCCACAGCCCACCUUCUCCAUGCCAGUCACCGUGCCAGUAUCCAAUCAGAACGCAGCAGCGGCGGCAGCCCUUCAGUUCAGCAACAAUCCCGGUGGCGCCCUGGUCACCACCACCUCUUUUGUCACCUCCACCCUCACAGACCCCCGCCUCCUGUCGCCACAGCAACCAGCUCUGCAGAGGAACACCGUGUCGCCAGGGUUACCACAGCGACCAGCCAGCGCAGGUGCUCUGUUGGGAGGAGAUCUGGGGAAUUCAAAUGGAGCGUGCCCGAGUCCAGUCCCUAAUGGCUACAUCAGUGCCAGGGCCUCCCCGGGCCUCCUCUCCGUAUCCAACGGCAACAGCCUGGGGAAAGUAGUCCCAGCUAAGUCUCCGCCUCCGCCCAGCCCUCAGAUGGUCAACAGCCGCAAGCCGGACCUGAGGGUCAUCACCUCACAGGGCAGCAAGAGCCUCAUGCAGCUGACAGAGGAAGAGCUGGAGUUGGUGAGUGAGAAUGCCCAGCGGCUAGGUGGCUCCCAGGUGGCGCAGCCGCUCACCACACCAGUGGUCUCCGUGGCAACACCCAGUCUGCUAGCGCCCUUCUCUGGCAUGCAGACGGCCUACAACACUGAGUACCAGCUGACGAGUGCAGAUCUCACAGCACUCCAGACGUUCACACCACCAGGGCUGGUGCCUGGCAACAUGGCUGCCUGGCAACAGCAACCAGCAGUCUCCCAGCAACAACAGCAGCAGCACCAACAACAGCAACAGUCACAGCAGCUGAGCUUGGCAUCGCUCAGUAACUUGGUCAUGUGGGGUGCAGAGAAACAGAAUGCAGAGAUGGUUAACUGCAUCUCCAAUUUUGCUGCUAACCUGAGCUUGGCCUCUCAGUCCAACUUGCUCUUUGGCAGGGAGGAGGGCCUCUGCUGCAACGGCACCCCAGUGGCACCGCCAUCCAUCUACCUGCGCCGGCCUGAGCCACGACGCACAGGUUUGAUGAAGUGGGCAUGGCGAGAGACGGAGCCGAUGGGCCAAAUACCUCAGGGCGCCGCACUGACAGUCAACACAAACCCCAACAUCAACAUCAAGUCCGAACCUGUCUCACCAAACCGCGACCGCAGCACUCCCAGCUCCACCUGCGGCGCUGGGGGAGGUGGAGGCGGGGGAGGCCAGGGUCAAGUCCAGGGACAAGGUCUGGUUACAGUCGCCUACCCUGGUACCCUGCGCCUGGAAAUGGGAGGUCAAGGCCGCUCACCAGUCGACAGCCUCAGCAGCAACGGCAGCUCGUAUGAGGGCAGCGACCGGGAUGACGGCACCCAGGGACGAGGCGGGGGUCAGGACUUCCACCACCAGGCCAGCGCCGGGGCCCAGCAGCCCACCAUGGUCCUCCUGCGGCCCUCUUCGGCUGAGCCUCAGGAGCAGGACGGGACCAACGUCAAGCGAAUGAGACUGGAUACCUGGGUCACAUGAAGAGAUGAGCGGAGAGGGAUGGAUGGACGGACAGAUGGAGGAUGGAGAUGUGUUCUUGUGGCUUGUGUACAUGCCCCCACCAGCCCUGAUGCCCCCGAUCUCCUUCCCCGUGCAUACACACACACACACACAUAUAUAUAUUAGAUACACCCGCCAUCAACCCAGUAACCUACUGUCCACACAGGAAACGCUGACCUCACACACAUACAGACACAACACAAGCAUGCUAACACACUCAUGUCGCACGUAUGGACACUUGACACGCACUUGUAUGGCAACGUGCACACGCAUUUGAACUCUAAUGUACUUUCAGUCACUCUCUCUCUCUCUCACACACACACACACACACACACACACACAGAACCCCAAGGGGUUGAGCCACCAAACCAGGGAUUAUUUGUCGAAACAAUUACAAUGUUGGACUUUAUUCAGCUGUAUUUGAGUAGAAGUGAAUGAGUAAGUUUUUAAUAAGGCCACAGUGGCUAGUAAAAUCCUUAAUUUGGCCACUUGGACUAUUUCACUCGACAUGUUGACAGCCGCUGGCAGAGCAGACAAACAUACCAGCCUCUGUUUCCCAGCAUGCCCUGCACUGGGUUAGCGGCUGGUGGUAUUCUCCCACUCUCAUGUCCUUACUGUCUGUUUAUCCACAGUAGGUUUUGGUCAAACACAACUGCACUGCGUUAAGUCAGUGCCACCACGUGAGUCCACAUCUUUGUACACAUCGGCCCGACCACGGUUGUGUUGCUGUCGCUCUAGAUUCUUGUUUCUUCUCUAAGAGCCUGGGCCGUUUUGCUGUUUUUAAAGUGUGGAGUUUUGUCCUUCUGUCUUGACUGUUGAUCUUUAGAGUUUGGAUUUGUUUCAGUUUUGAAUAUGAGGACACUAAAAGAAAAACUCGCCUCCCUCCCCAGCCUGUGGUCGCAUCAACAGGCCGGCACUUUGGCCCUGUACAAGACUGACGACCCCCGGGUCUUUAUUUAAUCUGAACCAUGCAGACUAGCUGUAAAACGAGGAACAUGAUUUGUUGCCGAGGUAAAAGACUGCUUUUCUUUGAAUCAGGGACGAGCUACAACAGCUCAACGACACAUGACGCAGAUACUCCUAGUUUUGCCCACAUCUGGUCAACUACAGAUGCUGAGAGGGGCAAGUGUGUUUGUUUUUGUGUGUGUGUGUGUGUGUGUGUGUGUGUGUGUGUGUGUGUGUGUGUGUAUACGGGUUUGUUACCUCAACUGGUCGUUUUUUAACUAAGUGAUUUGGGCAAAUGUUCAUUCUCAAUUUCAUCCUUGAACACACACCUGCAAUGCACACAGCUGAAAUUAUUUUUGUGAAGCGACUCGUGUUUUGAAUAGAUAGCUGAUGUUCAAAGGGGAGAUUCGUGAGGUACCAUGUAUAUAAGCAAUCUGUAACCUUUGUGGCUUUUGUGUGACAGGGAUAUGGUGUUUUGAUGGUUCAAAAAAUAGGUCAUAUACAAGUAUAUAUUUCAACAGCUUUAGGCGGUAGCGAGGGCAGCUCUGCAUCCGGGGCAGGAGACUACAAUAGAUGACAGGGAUUGUAUAUAUUAACUAUAUAUUCGGCAGGAUAUCCCUUAACAAAACAGAAAACAGCAAACAUUAAUUCUCAGUGGAUCGGUCUGUUUUUUAAUAAUUAUUUAUGCUUGUAUAUAAAGUGUAAUAUGUCGACGAGCCAAGAGAGGGUGCUGUAGAGGCAGAAAGGGAAGACGUAGCCGUGGUGACUCGGACUGUUUGGAGCGAUCAAUGGUUAGGACUCUGUCACUGAUGGAGCGCACUUUACCUUAACCCCCACCCCUGACACCUUAACACACCUGACAGAUGGAGACAAACACACACACACACACACAUACUGCACACACACACUAGGGUUAGACUGAUAUUCCUGGCUGAUUAUAAGGCUUCUGUUAAAAAUACAUUUGUGCACUUUUUAUUUAAUCCUCCAAGUUCUGUUUUGUUGUGGUUUAAUUUAAGUAAUGUAUUACUGUACAUCAACCUGUACAGCUCCCUUUACAGCUCUGUGGGUUGGCCCACCUUCAGUUUUUAUUGGCUGCCUGUUAGGAAUGAAUUAAGUUAAUAAAUUGAAGUAAAUUGAUCACAGAAAAGAAACUGUAAACAUUAAAGCAGAAGAAAAAUGAUAGGAAGAGAAAUUAGUAAAUGAAAUCAAAAGUACUAUUUAAGCGCCUUUCUAAAAAAAAAAGGCAAAUUGAUUUAAAACUAAAGAAAAUACAACUUAAGUUUUAAUUUUUUUUUUUUUUUUUUACAUUUUUCUUUCAAAAUGAUAAAUUAUGACAGAAAUAAUUGGCAAAUUUAAUGAUCAUUUUAUUAUGUUUUUCUACUAAUAGUUUAGAAGCACCAAUGGUAAUCAAUCAUUCAUGAUGGAUAGUUUGUUUUUUUAAAUAUCAGUUAAGUAACUAAUAAACCAAUGCAAAAAUGCAUCCUUUUUAGGCAACAGCAACUGCUUACAGUGUAAGCUACUAAAAGCAAACAAACCAUUUCAUCAUUCUGUCUACAUUUCGAGUUGAGUGUCACAUGACGGUCUAAAUUACCCCCCCAGAAAGGUUUUCCAGCUUUAAAAUGUUUGCAGGUAUAAUCGCUACUUAUCAUUAAGUAAUUUUUUGGCAUAUCAGAGUAUUGAGUAUUUGCAGCAUCAGUACAAAAAUACCAGUAUUAUCUGUCACAAACAUAUCAGUCAAACUCUAGAGCAGACACAUAGAUAGUAUACGAUUAAGCGAGCCAAGGCUGUCCCCUGUCCUCCUGCUUUCCCCUUUCCUCCUGUUAAAAGCCAUGUAUGUAUAUUUAAAGGAUCUCUCCUUCGCCUGUCACUGGUCGGCUGUAGUUUUAUAUCGCAGAGAGGUAAAACGACUAUGAAGGUAAAAGAAAUGUCAUUUUUGUACUCUAUAAUAAAGUGGCAAAGAGCGAUUUCGGGUACCGUGGGUAGAUUUUAGAAACAUAGUGGUCAAGAGUGCAAAUUCAUGUAUUUAUUUUUUCCAAAAAGCACUCUCAGCCUCCGUCCAUUUGUUUGUUAAAAGCUUUGGAGGCAGAGUUUGAGUAUCGUUUGUCGUUAAGCCGGAGGUUUCAGAACGAGUCUUGAUCUUUUAAUGACUACCUCCCAAAUCCAACGCAGACUUGUCGACUUUGGGUUUUACCACAUCCAGCCACCACAUCCUUUUCACGGGCAGCCCCUCUUCACCUCCCUCUCACCCCUGUCACUCACUCACUCAGUAUGGUUUUUUUUCCCUGUCUCGAAGCUUAAUCUCAAAACCCCACACACACAAACACACAACUACUUUUCUGUUUACUCCGUCCAGACAGCGAGUGUCAGCGCUAAAAUGACAACAAGUCAAAUUAUUUUGGGGUCAUUUCCAUGGGUAACACGUAGCCUCAUCACACACUACUCCCAUCAUCCUCUCCUCACUUCAUCUCCGUCUGUCACUUACUCACACACACUCAUCCACUCUGUGACAAGUCUGAGUGUCAAUAUUGCUUUUCUGAGCGCGUGGCAGAGUGAACAUAAAUCCCCCGAGUGUAAACACUUUGACUGUUAAGACUGUUGUACCCUGAGCUUCGAACAAAACAAAAAAAACAAACUCGCCCCACAUAUAAGUCUGCAAGCCAUAGGUUUGUCAAAGAAAUAAACAAAAUGGCAUCCUUUGCGACGGGACUCACGGGAGUUUUGUUUGUCAGUGGUCGUAUAAAGCCCUGGCACGUUCUUUAGAGCAACACCAGGGGUCGCUGUAAUCACAAAACAGAAAGACAAUCGUGCUGAGAAAUAGUUUCAAGAACCUGCAUCCCCCCCCGAAAAAAAACAAUACUUGCUCCUGUAUAACGAUGUUUAGAAGUCUCACUCACUUUCCAGUGUUAAUUUGUGCUGGUGACAGUCUGUUUUUAAUUGUUCUCUGAGAAUUGAUAUUAUUAUUAUUAUUAGUAUUAUUAUUAUUAUUAUUAUCAUCAUCAUUACCACAGCUUUCACUGAUGGUAGCUGUCAUGAUGAUAUAGAAAUCUGCGUUUAUUUGUGUAGCUUAGGCAUCUUGUUUUAUUUGGAAUUUGAUUUUAUUUUAUUAUAUAAAAAUAUUCUAUAAAUAUAUUUUUUGUUUUCUCUUUUUGGGAUUUGUUUUCUUUUUUCUUCAAAAAGGGUGUUACUAAUGUUGCACGAUUUUUAUGACAUGAAACAAACAACACAAGCGUAGUAAUAUUAGUACACGUGUGGCUGUGGACGGAGGCGCUGAACCAGUCGACUGCGAUAAACCGCUUCAAUGCUGCAACUUUGAGUCCAAUGUACAAACCUCUCAGUCCACACAUGCUAACAUUGGGGGGGGGACACAAUGAUGACCAGACACAAUGAUGUCAAUGCAUGGGCGUUUUAAAAACAAGCAAAGAGUGACUCAUGUUAUAGGAAAUACAAAUGUAAUAUCGACACAAAUAUACAUCACAAAGAAAUACAUUUAAGAAAAAAAAAUGAAAUUGAAGAAAAAAGUUUAAAAUAAAUUAUAGCUAAUAUAUUGUGUUCGGCUAGUCUGCUUUUUUGUUGUAAAGAUAAUUUUUUGUUGUUUUUGGAGAAUGAUAUACAAUUUGUGUAUAUUUUCAUAAAUAAAGUAUGCACUGAUGUUAUUACAAAUUCUAUACUGCUUUUACAAAAAAAAGUGUUUGUUAUUGUACCAAAGUAUCCAUUGGUCCCCUCUUACCCUCCUCCCCUUUUUGCGUAUGUUUUACCGUAUUUUAUAUAUUAAAUAGACAAGUUGACCUACAGAAAA